UGUGUUUAUUAUUUUACGCAUCAAUUUCAUAAGUGACAGUCAAUAUUAAUGCAGUUCAAUAGUGAAUAUUAUAAGACCAUGUACAUAUUAAAUGUAUUGUUUUUUAUUUUUCAGUAUUGCUUAGCAGUAAAUUCGUCAAGUCUUGAGGGAUCAAAAUGUAAAAUAUCUGAAGCAUACGGUACAUGUAAACGGAUAAAGAACUGUCCUACAGCUGUAGAAUCCAUGAUCAGGACUGGUACUCCUGAACUCAAAAGAUGUGGAUUUGUUGGUAUGGAAGAACUAGUUUGUUGUCCAUCUGUCCCACUAUACUUAGAAGAACAGACUAAUCGACCAUUUAUAAACAACAUAACCAAGAAUUUACCGGUUAAAGUAAAUAUACCCAUAAAUAAGCAAACGUAUAAUGUUGAAAGCAACAUACAGAUCCCAUGUGAGGUAGUGGGACAUCCCAAACCGGAAGUUAGAUGGUAUAAGGAUAGUAUUCCCGUUAGUACAUCAGAUAGAGUUAAAUUUUCAGAUUUUAACACACUGAUAAUUUUAAAUGUUACAAAGGCGGAUUCGGGGCAUUAUGUGUGUGAGGCAACCAAUUAUCAUUCCACAACAUCAAGCAACAUAGACAUUUUAAUAGAAGGGACCAGCUGCAGUGAUAAAGGAUUAAUCUGUUCGCAUAUAGUAAAAUAUGAAUUAUGUGCACAUAAGUUUUUUGCCAAAGAUUGUUGUCGAUCAUGCACAGAAACGAGUUUGCCGACAGCCAGACCUCAAUCCACAUACUUUUAUAAAUAAUAUACUUAGUAUUAAUAAUUUUAAAUCUAGCUAUUUUGAUAAAUAAUGAAUUAUUAAGGUCGAUAAUUUAUACGUAAUAUAUGUACUUUUAUGUUAUUUGAAAAAUAAAUCUUUUAAUAUAAUUUAAUAA
This is a messenger RNA of Anoplophora glabripennis (Asian longhorned beetle), 910 nucleotides long. Its product is annotated as papilin. The coding region runs from base 49 to 780 and encodes 243 amino acids. Lineage: Eukaryota; Metazoa; Arthropoda; Insecta; Coleoptera; Cerambycidae. The transcript has 5 exons. The record is from RefSeq and is a predicted model, not a curated record.